Messenger RNA from Fragaria vesca subsp. vesca, 789 nucleotides. Its product is annotated as F-box/kelch-repeat protein At3g06240-like. The coding region runs from base 1 to 789 and encodes 262 amino acids. The record is from RefSeq and is a predicted model, not a curated record. The transcript has a single exon. Lineage: Eukaryota; Viridiplantae; Streptophyta; Magnoliopsida; Rosales; Rosaceae.
AUGCACUGGUUGGGUCCUGCGGGAUCUAGUAGAGGCUUGGUUUGUCUUAAGAAAUCGGAUAUUCUUUCGCAGUGUAUAGUUGUAUGGAACCCAGCCACGAAGCAGUUUAGGUUUCUCCCUGAGACGGAUGAUUAUUAUCUACUAGGGUUUGAGUUCUUUCAUGACAUUAGAGAUUACAAAGUGGUCAGCAUUCUCCAACCUGAUCUUAACAACACAAUUCGAGCUAAAGUCUUCACCGGCAAUACAAAUUCUUGGAGAGAAGUCAAAAGCCACUACUGCUGUUUAUCACGUCCAUUUUUCUUGGGAACGAGUCGUUCAAUCACCUUGAAUGGGGUGCUGUACGCGCCUCUGUGGAUACAGGAACAAAGAUCGCAUGUCUUGUCAUUCAAUUUGCUCGACGAGGUCUUCCAUGUGAUACCAUUACCAGAGAGCAGUAGUACUGAUCGAAUGAGACUACUUUCAUGGAAAAAUUCAUUGGCAUUUAUAGGAGGUCCUGAAUAUGAACCACUUGGCGAGCUUUGGGUGAUGACUGAGGAGCCUUCUGCUGGUACUGCACAAAUCACUUGGGUUAAACAGUUUAUACUUGAACCAUCAGCACUGCCGGGAUAUAUAUUAGGAUCUUGGAAGGAUGAAUACCUUAUUUUAGGGGAUGAUUAUUUUUCCAAUGAGCUGUAUUGUUACGAUCCUGCGAUCCAGAAAUCGGCAAGGCUUCCACAACUUGUUGAAACUGAUAGAUACAGUUAUUACAGGACAAUCGACUAUGUGGAGAGCCUAGUUUCAGUAGACUAA